Messenger RNA from Gigantopelta aegis, 2082 nucleotides. RefSeq lists its product as uncharacterized. The record is from RefSeq and is a predicted model, not a curated record. Lineage: Eukaryota; Metazoa; Mollusca; Gastropoda; Neomphalida; Peltospiridae. The transcript has a single exon. The annotation marks the transcript as partial.
UUAUCAUCCUCACCAUUAUUACCGUUAUCACCCUCAUCAUCAUUACCGUUAUCAUCCUCACCAUCAUUACCGUUAUCACCCUCAUCAUCAUUACCGUCAUCACCAUCAUUACCGUUAUCAACCUCAUCAUCAUUACCGUUAUCACCCUCAUCAUCAUUACCGUUAUCACCUUCAUCAUCAUUACCGUUAUCACCCUCACCAUCAUUACCGUUAUCGUUAUCACCUUCAUCAUUAUUACCGUUAUCACCCUCAUCAUCAUUACCGUUAUCGUUAUCACUUUCAUCAUCAUUACCGUUAUCACCCUCACCACCACUACCGUUAUCACCCUCACCAUCAUUACCGUUAUCACCCUCACCACCACUACCGUUAUCACCCUCAUCAUCAUUACCGUCAUCACCAUCAUUGCCGUUAUCACCCUCAUUACCGUUAUCACCCUCAUCAUCAUUACCGUUAUCACCCUCAUCAUCAUUACCGUUAUCACCCUCAUCAUCAUUACCGUUAUCAACCUCACCAUCAUUACCGUUAUCACAAUCAUUACCGUUAUCAUCAUCAUUACCGUUAUCACCAUCAUUACCGUUAUCAUCUCAUCAUUACAGUUAUCACCAUCAUUACCGUUAUCAUCAUCAUUGCCGUUAUCACAAUCAUUACCGUUAUCACCAUCAUUACCGUUAUCAUCAUCAUCAUUACAGUUAUCACCCUCAUUACCGCUAUCAUCAUCAUUGCCGUUAUCACCCUCAUUACCGUUAUCACCCUCAUCAUCAUUACCGUUAUCACCCUCAUCAUCAUUACCGUUAUCAACCUCACCAUCAUUACCGUUAUCACAAUCAUUACCGUUAUCAUCAUCAUUACCGUUAUCACCAUCAUUACAGUUAUCAUCUCAUCAUUACAGUUAUCACCAUCAUUACCGUUAUCAUCAUCAUUGCCGUUAUCACCAUCAUUACCGUUAUCAUCAUCAUCAUUACAGUUAUCACCCUCAUUACCGCUAUCAUCAUCAUUGCCGUUAUCACAAUCAUUACCGUUAUCACAAUCAUUACCACAAUCAUUACCGUUAUCACCAUCAUUACCGUUAUCAUCAUCAUUACAGUUAUCACCCUCAUUACCGUUAUCAUCAUCAUUGCCGUUAUCACAAUCAUUACCGUUAUCACCAUCAUUACCGUUAUCAUCAUCAUCAUUACCGUUAUCACCAUCAUUGUCGUUAUCACCCUCAUUACCGUUAUCACCCUCAUCAUCAUUACCGUUAUCACCCUCACUACCAUUACCGUUAUCACCCUCAUCAUCAUUACCGUCAUCACCAUCAUUACCGUUAUCACCCUCAUUGCCGUUAUCACCCUCACUACCAUUACCGUUAUCACCCUCAUCAUCAUUACCGUCAUCACCAUCAUUACCGUUAUCACCCUCAUUACCGUUAUCACCCUCAUCAUCAUUACCGUUAUCACCCUCAUCAUCAUUACCGUCAUCACCGAUCAGUAGAAAAGAAUAGAUGUUUAACGACACCCCAGCACGAAAACUACAUCGGCUAUUGGGUGUCAAACUAUGGUAAAUGCAAAACUUCUGGAACCGAUCAGUAGAAUAGAAUAGAUGUUUAACGACACCCCAGCAUGCAAAAUACAUCGCCUAUUGGGUGUCAAACUAUGGUAAAUGCAAAACAUCUGGAACCGAUCACGCAGAAAAGUUGUUCUUGUCUGGAACAGCGGUAAAACAUUUAUUGCUUCUGCAAUGUGCUCAACCGCAAUUCGCCUUUCAGAAAGCACCAUACCUUCAACAUAAAAUUAUUUGCUUGCUUAUUAUUUGUUCUUGUUUAUGGACUCCAGACUCCUCCACUAUGGACCAUGUUCCGUACUCUUCAUAGCUUUCAAAUCCGUAACCUAUGACCCUUUACUUUUAAUUGUAUAUCUUCAGCGAUUGGCUUAGGAGUCAUGUAUUUCAGACGAUGAUGAUUAAUCACCUCUCUCAACUCAUCGUCCAGACAUUGGAAAUAAAUCAACAGGAUAUUUCAUUUAAAAUUAUUAGCAGCUCGUGGCACAAAAUAUAAGUAAUAUCUGGCCUGGUGUUUAUAAAACCUUUAGUCUAGACUCGAAACUC